ACAAUCAAGAAGUAAAGUCAGUUUUGUCGACCACCUGCCACACUGAUCAAUUUAAAACAGUGACACGUACUUUUUCUGGUGACAAAUAGCGAUUUGCGUCGGAAGUGGAGUGGACACAAGUGCAAAAGAUUCAAUCAUCUUCCUUCGAGAAGUUGAAAGUGACGAAAAUGUCGCGGAAUUAAUAAUUCGAGAGUGCAUCUGCGCGACUGUUACAUCCAGUUGACAAUCAGGAAGAUCUUCCGUUUCUCGAUGUGAAAGCGACAUGAUAUCACGCGUCACUCUUACUUCGCGCAUUCGAAAAUAGAUUUGGACACGUAUUACAUAACAUAAAACAAAUAAUGUUGCAUUUGUACGACGCAUUACAGUGAGCGUGUUAAAAUAAAUGAUUAGAAACAAGAUGUUGAAGCCUUCAUCAUCAAUUUUUUCGUUUUUAUCUUUUUUCACAAAGCAUGUACGUUAUGAAAUUUUUAAUUGUAAUUUUCAAAACUUCUGCAAACUGAACUCACGUCACAAAAGAAUUUUUUUAUCAUGUAAUUUAAAAUAUAAAUUGUAGUAAUUUAAAAAAAUGUAUAAAUGUAUAAAUGGUAAUAAUUAACCUUUAAAUGGUUCACACUUCUUUCGAGCAUCCACUAAUGGAACACUGGUGCCGCGACUAGCCGGCGAAUAGUCGCGACAGAUAUCUUUGUGCAAAUGUCAGCAAUUCGAAAAUUUUCGCCGUGCGAGUUUGAACUCUUGUACCAGUUGAAGGUUAAAAGUGUAAUCUUUGAAAUUAAAGAUAUCGGUGACAAUUAUUUAGGGAGCUAGAAAGAGAAAGAGAAAAGAAGAAGAGAGAGGAAGAGAAAAAGGAAAGAUUCACUAAAGCAGAAUUUCAUGAAUCUCUUUUUGGAAUAAUGGGAAGUACAUUCCUUCAGCAUUGCAAGACUAUGCGUUGCCCAAGUAGAAACGUAUCGUCAAUUCUGGUUUGGAAGGGAAAAAGAAAGGUGUGGAAGGGGUUCCUUUCUACAGAAGAUGCGAAACGGGUUCCUGUAGCAAGUCUAAGUACGGUCAGUACUGUUGAGACUUUCGCGGUAUACGUCUCGUGAUACUUUCGCAGGACCACGCUCUAAAUAUUAUUUUAAUUGAUUUUACUCAUCAGUGCCGUCAUUUCUCUUAGAUCAGAUUGUUUGCCUUUAUAGGUGAAUCAUCAUUAUUUAUUUAUAACGCAAUAUUCUGAUGUCGAGAUAAAGCAACCAAGAUGACAAAAAAUAUUCCGGAUAAUUCUGUGAUAACAGAUGCGGUGGAGGAACGACUGCGAAUUAUUCUCACCGAAGGCUCCAAAAGUAUAAUGGAUUUCGAGAAUAUGAAACCAGAAUUACCGCCAUUCUACGACGAAAAGAAAUUCCGGUUGGGUCAGCAAGCCUUUUAUAAUAACGUGUUCUCUAUGAUGAUCGCAAAACUUUGCGGCCUCGUGUCCCUCUUAGCCAUUUCAAAUAUAUUGGAUGUAGUUAUGUUUACCAAAAAAAGCGGUACUCCUUGUUUGGCGUAUCGCAGAUAUGCAGAGACGAUUCUUCAUACAUUUAUAUGGCAUGAAAAAGAUCCCAAUGGAAAACCCAAUGAAUUUUUGGAAUCUCUAAAAAUCGUACGUCGAAAACAUUGUAUUGCGUUCAAAAAAAGCAUUGAAGCUGGUAUUCAUAAGCCAACGCAAUUGGACAUGACACUCGCCCAAUUCGGAUUCAUCGGCUACAGUAUUAUAAGCGAAGAAUAUUUAGGAAUAAAAGUCACUCCUGAGGAAAUGGACGGUGUGGUGCAUCUCUGGAGAGUCAUUGGCAGCAUGCUUGGAAUGGAAGACAGAUUUAACCUAUGCACGGGAACUGUCGAAGAAACCCGCGCUCUUUGCCAAAGACUACUAGAAGAGGUUUUUGUUCCUUGCCUAUCAAAUAGAAACGAAAAUUUCAAUUAUAUGGGCACUGUGAUGUUGGAGAGUCUCUGGCCCAUCAACUUUAAUAUCGAGCCUGUAGCGUUCACUGCUUUUACACUUUACUUGGCGUCUUCGACUGCGCGUAACAAUAAUCAUACCAUCGAAAUGGAUACUUCGACUAUGCCAUAUUACAGCCGGUAUUUGUUCAACUUACAACAUUUUGUACUGAAAUACUUGAUGCGACCUAGUGCUUGGUGGUCCCCAUUCUUUCGCGCAAUUUUAAAUGGUUUAAUGCGACACUCGAUUUUCUUAGUAAGAAAUUUUCCCUAUCUCGCUUAUUGGAAAUAUGGAAAAGAUUACGCAAAGGUCAAUAUAUUUCAUUAUCACUUUGACUGACAGUUUAAUUCAAAGUUUAAUUCAGUUCAAAUUAACAAAAGAUUAUCGGCUACUUUAUAAAAAAUUAUAUUAAAAUGAGUUUUAAUAAAGAAAAUCCACAUACAAGUAUA
Wasmannia auropunctata (little fire ant) is the source of this 2403-nucleotide messenger RNA. RefSeq lists its product as uncharacterized. The transcript has 5 exons. NCBI's taxonomy places the organism in Eukaryota, Metazoa, Arthropoda, Insecta, Hymenoptera, Formicidae. The record is from RefSeq and is a predicted model, not a curated record. Bases 1235 to 2293 code for a protein of 352 amino acids.